Molecule: messenger RNA, 2704 nt
Organism: Ostrinia furnacalis (Asian corn borer)
Lineage: Eukaryota; Metazoa; Arthropoda; Insecta; Lepidoptera; Crambidae
Product: transcription factor SPT20 homolog
Exons: 3
Coding region: 71-2524 (817 amino acids)
Source: RefSeq, a predicted model, not a curated record
AUUUUAAGGUUUUUAAAAAUUUAUUGUAAAUUGAUGAGAAAAUUUAAAAUUAUUUAAGUACUAUCUGAAAAUGUCUUUGGAUAGACAAAGAAUAUUGAGUGAAUUGGGUAGUGUUAUGAACCAGCUUAAAAGUGCAGAUUGUGGCUGUAUGGGCAAGCUGUUUUCUAAUCAGAAUCAAAAUCAAGGUGCAUCUAUGGGCAGCCCAAUGCAAAGUUAUGGAGGUUGCAGACGGGGGUGUUGCCAUGGGCAUGGAUAUAAUAUGGGCACUCCCUGUGCUGGUGAGCCGUAUUCUAUGAAUCACUCCAUGAAUCGUCCCUGUAUGGGUCAUUGCAACCCACCAAAGCUUUAUGCUGACACCUACAACUAUCUGAACAACAAUUUAAUGCAACCAGUUGUAAAAGAAGUUUAUGAUGACCUCAAGAGUAUUAACCCUGGAAAUGCAGUUAUGAAUAGUCCUUUAGCAAAUCAGAUGGGCCUUUCACAAGGAAGUUCAGGUGCCACGAUGCAAGGUGAUGUUUCUGGUGGAUUUACAGGCGCGCAUAACAUGCCUGGAAUGGGAAAUACUAACCCUAAUACUAUGGCAAUGGAACAAUCACGUCAACCAAUGAACGCUAUGGGUGGUAUGGGCCCUCAAAUUAUGAAUAUGAUAAUGGGAGAUGGCAGUAGUAAGCCAAGUAACGCUCAAGGUAUGCAAGGUGGGCAAUUAAAAGGGCCUACAGUUAUUGACGCUCCCCAAUCUCCUCACGGUCAAGUUGGGAUUACGCCGAUUAAUACAUCUUUAGAAACACAUCAGUUUAGAGGAAACUUAGGUAACUCAUUUAAUCAACAAGGUAACAAUGGAGCCGGUUAUGGUCAAAACCCAACAACACAGUAUAUGACCCAGCUACCAAACCAAGGAAACCCAAUGAUGGGAAAUAUGGGCCAGAACGCUACGCCUCAAGGAUCAUCACAAAUGGGAAUGGUUUCAGGUAGCCCUCAAAUGGGCACUGCAAAUCCAGGUGCUCAACAAAUAGCACCAGCCGCUGGUCAAUAUGGCCAACAUACUCAAGGCGUAAUGAAGUUUAACGAGAUGUUCCCUGGUGUAAUGCAAGGUGGUGACUUGGGAUUCGAUCCCAUGGCGAUUGCUAUUCAAAUGAAUCCAGCUAAUCAGCAGAAGGCUGCCAUGGAUACUAUGCAAAAAAUGAUGACUAGUGGUCCGAUGAGUAGAGCUAUGGAUCCAUCAGUAAUGAAGCCUGUAAUGGACGCGACAAAAACUGCCGUACAAAAUAUAAAUCCAUCUAACACUGUUCCCGUUGAUCAGAACCAGCAAAACGUGUCUUAUGUUAACCAAACUGGUGGUCAACAAAUACUGAGUGGUCAACAGAAUAAUAUUAAUCCUCUACAAAAUACUAAUCAACAGUUUGUACCUGGUAACCAACAGGCAAUUAAUCAAAAUACUGGAAUUGUUUCUCAACCUCUUCAACAACAACAACAACAACAACUGCCAUAUCAACAACAACAAGAGCAAGUUUAUACAGCUGUCACAGGAGCAGUACCUCCUAAUCAGCAGCAAUUACAACAACAGCAAUUGCAAGGGUACCAACAACAAUUAAAUCCUAACCAACAAUAUCAACAACCACAGACUCAAUACAUUACGGAUCCCAAUACAGGAGCGGCUAUGACGCCACCUACAAUGCCCGGUGGAUAUAACGAAGGCAUGACGGAUCCGAAUGGUCAGAUGCAACCUUCGCCACCUGAACAGGCAGAUCCACAGGGUGCUGUUCCACCUCAGCCUAUGUAUAAAGAUCCAAUAUUCCCAGCAGAUACGUCAAGAAAUCGACCAUUUAUAUAUUCGAAGCCUGUGAAGCACUUAGAUUACAAUACACUAGGCCAGCCAAUUGAAAUGUUACCUGCAAAAAUGUUUCACCCACCGGAGCCUGGUCUUCCUCAGACUUUGUCGCCCCAACCUGCUACUAAGCUUCGUAAUGAUUACAUGAGAUAUAGUAAUGUAAAAUCCACUAUCAGUAAAACUUCUUUAAUGGGCAACAAGCCUGUCGGCAGAACUCCUAGCAGGAGUCAAUUACAGCAUAUCUACAAUCAGUACAAAGGAUCGCAAUCUUUCACGCAACAGAACGUGCGACCCCCUGUUCAAGGAGGGCGACCUCCUGUUCAAGGAGGUACUUUCUCUGAAGGGAAGUUAAAUAUCCCUCCGACCAAUAAUAAUCCUCCGCAGCCAGUGGUUGUGGAGAAAGUUGGAGGUGAUACUGCUGCGAAUAAUCAAUUGGCUAGUCACCAAAUAACCAAUAAAGCCCAGCCAAUGGGAUACAACAAUAUGGGAGAUGUACCAGUUCCAACCAAUAAGCCGCAGGGAGAUGCUCCGAUAAAGCCUUCGUCUCCUAUCCCUACUCGUCAAGCUAAGUUAAGAAAUGGAUUACAAGAUGUGGUUUACACUUCCUACCCUUCCUCGGCUGCGUGGUCUUUCCAUGGAACGAAUACCUAUCGUCCCAUCGCGUCUGUUGGUUACCGUUUUCGGAAUAUAAGGUAAAAUUGCGUGAAGAGAGUGAUGUGUUAGUAUCUUGUGAUGUGCAUUGAAAAACAUUAUUCAGUGUUUUGUGUGGAAAAUAAUUUGUGACACUAUUGUAAUUGAAUAAGUGGUUGGCGAAUCUUAUUUAUUGUUCGAGUUGUCAGAAUGUUACACAGAGAAAAAUGAAAUAAAUAUAUUGAA